UGGUCGGUCCAGCUGCUCCAGCCUGCCCUUAGCGGCUCGGGACGCCUCACAGCCACCGCCCGCGGCCUCCUCAGCGCCGCCCGCUUCCCGGGACGACGCGGCCCCGCAGGCGCUUUCCAGGGGCGUCCCCAGCUGUGCCGGCCCGCGGGGCUGCGGGAGCCCCACGGGGACGGGGCGUCCAGGCCGCCCGGCGCGCACCCCUAGCCCAGCGCCCGAAGCGGCCCCGAGGGGCGGGCAGGCGGGCGGCCGGCGGGCCGGGCGGGGUGGGGGGCGCAGGGCGCCCCAGCCGCGCGGGCUUCCCCCACCCCCGUCGCGACCCCACCUCCCGCCCCCGCGGCGUGCGCGCUUAUGUCUGUCUGUCUGUCUGCUCUCUCGACGUCAGUGGGAAUUUCCAGCCAGGAAGUGAGAGAGUGAGCGAGAGAGAAAGAGAGAGAAGUGCACCAGCGCGCCGGGGCAGGAAGAGGAGGUUUCGCCACCGGCGCUCCCGGCGACGCGCUGACAGCUUCCCCUGCCCUUCCCGUCGGUCGGGCCUCCCGCGGCCGCCGCUGCCCUCGGCCUGCAGCCGCCGCCGGCCUCGCUGGGAGCCCAGCGCCGCCGAGGCCGGAGCCGCCGCGCCCUGGCCCCGCGCCCCGCGCUUCCCUCCGCCCGCGCCGCGGACAUGGCGCGCCACUGACUCUCGGCCCGGCCGGACCGCGUCCCGCUCGCCCCUGCCCGACCCGCUGCGGGCCCGCCCGGGCCCCGGCCGGCGCCGCCUCUGCCUCUUCGGCCCGCGGGCCGCGCCGCCCGGAGGGACUGCAGGCGCGCGGAGGCCGAUCGCGCGCUCGCCACCACGCUCCAAGAUGGCAGAAGAGGAUCCAUAUUUGGGAGGGCAUGAACAAAUGUUUCCAUUGAAUCCUUUGAAUCAUACAAUAUUUAAUCCAGAAUUAUUUCAACCAGAGAUGGCGCUGCCAACAGCAGACGGCCCAUAUCUUCAAAUAUUAGAGCAACCUAAACAGAGAGGAUUUCGUUUCCGUUACGUAUGUGAAGGCCCAUCCCAUGGUGGACUACCUGGUGCAUCUAGUGAAAAGAACAAGAAGUCCUAUCCUCAGGUCAAAAUCUGCAACUAUGUGGGACCAGCAAAGGUUAUUGUUCAGUUGGUCACAAAUGGAAAAAAUACCCACCUGCACGCCCACAGCCUGGUGGGAAAACACUGUGAGGAUGGGAUCUGCACGGUAACUGCUGGACCCAAGGACAUGGUGGUUGGUUUUGCAAACCUGGGUAUACUUCACGUGACAAAGAAAAAAGUAUUUGAAACUUUGGAAGCACGAAUGACAGAAGCGUGUAUAAGGGGCUACAAUCCUGGACUCCUGGUGCACCCUGACCUUGCCUACCUGCAAGCAGAAGGUGGAGGGGACCGCCAGCUCACAGAUCGGGAAAAGGAGCUCAUCCGCCAGGCGGCUCUUCUGCAGACAAAGGAGAUGGACCUGAGUGUGGUGCGGCUCAUGUUUACAGCUUUCCUUCCGGAUAGCACUGGCAGCUUCACAAGGCGCCUGGAACCCGUGGUGUCUGACGCCAUCUAUGAUAGCAAAGCUCCCAAUGCAUCCAACUUGAAAAUUGUAAGAAUGGACAGGACAGCUGGAUGUGUGACUGGAGGGGAAGAAAUUUAUCUUCUCUGCGACAAAGUUCAGAAAGAUGACAUCCAGAUUCGCUUUUAUGAAGAAGAGGAAAAUGGUGGAGUCUGGGAAGGAUUUGGAGAUUUUUCCCCCACAGACGUUCAUAGACAAUUUGCCAUUGUCUUCAAAACUCCAAAGUAUAAAGAUGUCAACAUUACAAAGCCAGCCUCUGUGUUCGUCCAACUUCGAAGGAAAUCUGAUUUGGAAACUAGUGAACCAAAACCUUUUCUCUAUUACCCAGAAAUCAAAGAUAAAGAGGAAGUGCAAAGGAAACGGCAGAAGCUCAUGCCCAAUUUCUCAGAUAGUUUCGGUGGCGGCAGUGGUGCGGGAGCUGGCGGCGGAGGCAUGUUCGGAAGUGGCGGUGCAGGAGGGGGUGCUGGAAGUGCAGGUCCAGGGUACAGCUUCCCCAACUAUGGAUUUCCUACAUACGGAGGGAUCGCCUUCCAUCCUGGAGCUACUAAAUCUAACGCUGGGAUGAAGCAUGGAACUUUAGACACCAAAUCAAAAAAUGACCCUGAAGGUUGUGACAAGAGUGAUGACAGAGACGCUGUAAAUUUCUCUGGGGAAGUCACUGGAGGCACACAACAAGAUAAGGAGUCCAGUAAGCCCAACAAUAGGAAUGAUGAGGUUGCUCUAAGGUAUACAGUGGGAGUGAAGGAUGAACACGCUAGGUGUCAAGAUAACCUCUUUCUAGAGAAGGCGAUGCAGCUGGCCAAGAGACAUGCCAAUGCCUUGUUCGACUAUGCAGUGACAGGAGAUGUGAAGAUGCUGCUGGCUGUCCAACGCCACCUCACUACUGUGCAGGAUGAGAACGGGGACAGUGUCUUACACUUAGCAAUCAUCCACCUUCACGCUCAACUUGUGAGGGAUCUGCUAGAAGUCACAUCUGGUUUGAUUUCUGAUGAAAUUAUCAACAUGAGAAAUGACCUGUACCAGACACCCUUGCACCUGGCAGUGAUCACCAAGCAGGAAGAAGUGGUAGAGGAUUUGCUGCAGGCCGGGGCUGACCUGAGCCUUCUUGACCGCUUGGGUAACUCUGUUUUGCACCUGGCUGCCAAAGAGGGAAACGAUAAAAUUCUCAGUAUCUUGCUCAAGCACAAAAAGGCAGCACUACUCAUCGACCACCCCAAUGGGGAAGGUCUGAAUGCCAUUCACCUAGCCAUGAAGAGCAACAGUCUGCCAUGUCUGCUGCUGCUGCUGGCUGCGGGGGCCGACGUCAACGCCCAGGAGCAGAAGUCUGGGCGCACAGCGCUGCACCUGGCUGUGGAGCACGACAACAUCUCCUUGGCCGGCUGCCUGCUGCUGGAGGGGGAUGCCCAUGUGGACAGCACCACCUAUGAUGGAACGACACCCCUACAUAUAGCAGCUGGGAGAGGGUCCACCAGGCUGGCAGCUCUUCUCAAAGCAGCAGGAGCAGAUCCCCUGGUGGAGAACUUUGAGCCUCUCUAUGACCUGGAUGACUCUGGAGAGGAUGAAGGAGUCGUGCCUGGAACCACACCCCUCGAUAUGGCAGCCAGCUGGCAGGUAUUUGACAUAUUAAAUGGGAAACCAUAUGAGCCAGAGUUUACAUCUGAAGAUUUGCUAGCACCAGGAGACAUGAAACAGCUGACUGAAGAUGCAAAGUUGCAGCUCUACAAAUUGCUAGAAAUUCCUGAUCCAGACAAAAACUGGGCUACUCUGGCACAGAAAUUAGGACUGGGGAUACUUAACAAUGCCUUCCGGCUGAGCCCUGUACCUUCUAAAACACUUAUGGACAACUAUGAGGUCUCUGGCGGGACGGUCAAAGAGCUGGUGGAGGCCCUGAGACAGAUGGGCUACACGGAGGCCAUCGAAGUGAUCCAGGCGGCUUCCAACGCAGUGAAGACCACCUCCCAGGCCCCCCUGCUGCCUCUCUCACCUCCUUCCACAAGGCAGCAAAUAGAUGAGCUUCGAGACAACGACAGCGUCUGUGACAGCGGCGUGGAGACAUCCUUCCGCAAACUCAGCUUUACGGAGUCUCUGACCAGCGGCAGCCCAUUGCUAACUCUUAACAAAAUGCCCCAUGAUUACGGGCAGGAAGGACCUAUAGAAGGCAAGAUCUAGCCUGCUGGCAAUUUCCCACCCUGUGUAAACCAAAGUCCUAAAAUUCCACUGUGUUGUUCAAAGGAAGGAAGGUAAAGUGCAUUCAGAGGUGCUCAGAAGAAAACCAGAAUCAUUCUUAAUUCAAGGCCUUCUAAACUUGGCUUCCUUUCUUGGCUCAUAAAUGAAUUUUAGCUGGGUUCACUUGCAGCUGGUACCUAGCCAUCACAGUGCUCAGCUGAGUGCUGUAUCUGGGGAGGGGGUGGCUUAAACGAGCUUUGCUGGCUGCUCCUAGAUCACAGUCGCUUCUGUUGUGAUUGCUGCUAUCCCCUGCUGCCUCCUGCUAUUAUUAAAAGGUAUCACUCUUCCCACUCUCCAGCCAUCCAGAACCUUCGAAUCAAGAAUCAAGAAAAGGGUAUUUUAAGAUGAGAGUCACUUAGUGUGCAAUAAAAAAAAAAAGCGUAUUGCUUUUUCAAAGAUUGCUGUCUCUGUGAUUUAAAAAGAGAGAACACAUACUUGUCAAUAUUUAAACAUGAUUACAAUCUGUGCUGAAAAUGCUAUUUUCUUCCCCCUUUUCUGCAUUUUGCUAUUGUAAAUAUGUUUUUUAGAUCAAAACUUUAAGGGAAAAGAUAUUGGACUUAUAAAUGCUAUUUUUUAUUUUACUUUUAUAAUAAAAGGAAAAGCAAAUCGA
Molecule: messenger RNA, 4401 nt
Organism: Nycticebus coucang (slow loris)
Lineage: Eukaryota; Metazoa; Chordata; Mammalia; Primates; Lorisidae
Gene: NFKB1
Product: nuclear factor kappa B subunit 1
Exons: 24
Coding region: 840-3734 (964 amino acids)
Biological process (GO): cellular response to stress; non-canonical NF-kappaB signal transduction; response to cytokine
Cellular component (GO): cytoplasm
Molecular function (GO): protein binding; RNA polymerase II cis-regulatory region sequence-specific DNA binding; DNA-binding transcription factor activity, RNA polymerase II-specific
Source: RefSeq, a predicted model, not a curated record